AUAGUGGCAGGUGAAUGUUGAAGUUGUAAAUUAAACCACAAAACAAACUUGUUAUGAUAUUAUGUGUUCUUAAUUCUCUGCACAUAUACUUUAGUGUGUGUUCUUAAACAAAAGUAUUGGCCUUUAACCAAAAAGAUUAGCAAGAGAGUUUUGACUUUGCACUGUUCUUAGCUUCGAACUAAAAUGUAAUACGAGAUACCUCUGUUUUACUCUGAAUCUCAUGUUUUAUUUAUAGAAAGUAUUCAAAUAUCUCUCUCUUCUUUGAUAACUGGUUCAAAAUUAGACGUUUAUAUAAUUUAUACAUGGGUAUUAUGAUUUACAAAAAAAUAUGCGUUAAGUUUUGACACAUUGCAAAUCUAGUUUUAUAUCCAUUGGUUGUGAACUUGUGAUUAAAAGAAAUCACACAUUUAAAGAAAAUAAUUUCAAAUGAUGAACUAAUGUGAUAUUUCUUUCUUUGCCAACUUGUUAAUUUGUUAUAUAAGAUCUGCUAUUUCAUCACAAUUUAAUGAUUGAAAUGUGCUUAUUCAGUAAAUAAUCUCCAAAAUUAAUGUUGAUAUUGUUACUUAUCCUUUAUAUAUUUUGUAGAUAUUGAUCUCGACAAAAUAAGAACUAUUUAACAUUUAAAAAUAUGUUACACAAAAAAUAUUAUAACCAUACAAUGCAAAGAGUUAAAAAUAGCAAAUCUUUUUGUUAAUUAAGAUAUACUUUAAUUAUUAGUUACUCAUUUAGGUCAAUGAUCAUUAUGUUUCUUAAAUACGUUACUCUCCUUUAAAUAUUGAUAUACUUAUUGCAUGAUACUUUCGAUACAUGAAUAUCUGAUAUAGUUUAUUUCCUAACUUAAUUUCUGAUUCAUAACACUUAAGUAUAACAAUCUAAAUUCUAAUGUAAAAAAAAAAGCUUCCUUCUGACUCUUUCGUUUCUUCUUCUCUGGUUAUGCAUCAUCUGCAACGUUGUCCACCCUAGAAGGUACAACGGAGCUGCAGGUUAUGGUUUGCACAAUUGAGAAUGCUGCUGUCCACGGAGCUGCAGUUAUGGUUUACAUAAUAAUGAUAGUUCUCAUAUUUAUUCUAAUUUAUAUUGUCUGCAAAAGACGUAGCUUGAGAUCCAAGACUCACGUGGAAGGAGAAUUCAAGAGUUUAGAUCCUAUGAUUAACUCUUUCUCUCUGAGGCAAAUCAAAGCAGCUACAAACAACUUUGAUACUGCAAACAGGAUUGGAGAAGGUGGCUUUGGUCCUGUACACAAGGGAAAGUUGCCUGAUGGAACAAUAAUCGCGGUGAAACAGCUUUCUACGGGAUCAAAACAAGGGAACCGCGAGUUCUUGAACGAGAUUGGCAUGAUCACAGCUCUGCAUCACCCAAACCUAGUCAAACUAUAUGGAUGUUGUGUUGAAGGAGACCAGCUUUUGCUAGUUUAUGAGUAUGUGGAAAACAACUGCCUUGCUAGAGCAUUGUUUGGUCCUCAAGAAACUCAGCUGAGAUUGGAUUGGCCAACAAGGAGGAAGAUCUGUAUCGGUGUAGCGAGAGGACUAGCAUAUCUCCACGAGGAGUCAAGGAUAAAGAUUGUGCACAGAGACAUCAAAGCUACUAAUGUGUUGUUAGACAAGGAAAUGAACUCGAAGAUAUCAGACUUUGGUCUUGCCAAGCUUAAUGAAGAUGACAACACUCACAUUAGCACUCGAGUUGCUGGAACAUUUGGUUACAUGGCUCCAGAGUACGCGAUGAGAGGCCACUUGACGGAUAAAGUUGAUGUAUACAGCUUUGGUAUUGUAGCUCUAGAGAUUGUUCAUGGAAGAAGCAACAAGAUAAACCAAUCUGCAUCCAAUUACAACACUCCCUACGUUAUUGACUGGGUGACAAUCUUGAGGGAGCAGAACAAUCUGUUGGAGCUGGUGGAUCCGAGGCUAGGAUCAGAUUACAACAGAGAAGAAGCAUUGACCAUGCUUCAUGUGGUGAUACUGUGUACAAGUCCUGAUCCGAGUGAUAGACCAUUGAUGUCUGAAGUGGUGAAGAUGCUGGAAGGUAAGAAGAUGGUGGAGUUGGAGAGGCUUGAAGAAGCUUCAGAGUAUAGAGAGACGAAGAGACUUGAGAAUAUGAACACUAUGAAGAAGUAUUAUGAAAUGAUAGGGAGCGAGACUAGCAUGACCAUGACCAUGACCUUGACUGAUCAAACUACCUCGUCAAAGCAUUAAUAUCAAGAUGAAACCCCAAAAGGCUGUCUUUAGAGUUUGAGUAACAAUCUGAGUUCUUAGGUACAUGUCAGAGAGAGACAAAUGGGAAUGUUUUUCAAAGUGUUAAACAGACAAAAGCAGAGGAUCCUAAUGUAACUACUUACACACAAGAUUUACAUUUUUUUUUUGCUUUGGCUUCUCACUUUCUUUUGGUCUUUUCGAAAUGGUAUUGAUCCUUCAUCAACUUUCUUCCACCAAGUUGGUAGGCUCGCUUAGA
This is a messenger RNA of Brassica rapa (field mustard), 2445 nucleotides long. RefSeq names its product probable LRR receptor-like serine/threonine-protein kinase At1g53420. Gene Ontology annotation, molecular function: protein kinase activity; ATP binding. NCBI's taxonomy places the organism in Eukaryota, Viridiplantae, Streptophyta, Magnoliopsida, Brassicales, Brassicaceae. Gene Ontology annotation, biological process: protein phosphorylation. The record is from RefSeq and is a predicted model, not a curated record.